Molecule: messenger RNA, 300 nt
Organism: Trypanosoma rangeli
Lineage: Eukaryota; Euglenozoa; Kinetoplastea; Trypanosomatida; Trypanosomatidae
Exons: 1
Coding region: 1-300 (99 amino acids)
Source: RefSeq, a predicted model, not a curated record
AUGCGGAUUGGAAACGGCUCUCUCAGUGGCAGCUGUAACUUGAGUGAGACCCAGGAAGAAUGUUCCAUGGCACUAAAGCAGUCCAUUCAGAAGGGCCGUUUUGUAGCGUACUACACGCAUCCACGCAGUCUGCCACACAGUCACAGUGCAGUGGUGGAAACGUGUGAGAAGUUGCCGCGCGACGAGGCGACGAUCACGCCGGGGGACUUUUCCUUUCUCCCUUACCCCUCGUACUGUGGCUUGACAACAGUUGACAAGGUGCUCUACAAGCAUUGCUUGAGCCUUGAUAUUUCUUCGUGA